AUUUAAUUUAAAUAUUAUAGAAAAGUUUCUUAAAAUGAGUAUUCAUAGGCACUCACAGGAUAUCAAGAGCGACCCUGAUUCUAAAGAGAUAGAUAUAAUAAACUCUGUACGAAUUAGCAAAGAAUCAGACAAAAAUUCCAAUCUGAAUACAUCUGAGAAUAAAACUAUGUUAAUAAACGAAAGUCAGAGGAUUCACAAGGCUGCCAACAGUUGAAGUUCAGAUAACACGAUAAUCAGGAAAUAUUCUAAAGAAGAGCUCAGCUCUGCUAGCAAUCAUAGAGAUAACACAGGCAGAAGGAGGAUAAAAGAGUUUCCAACUUUGACCUUUGACCCAAUAUUUGAACUACUGCCUGAAUUGUCUCCUGAGAUACUAGAGCCAUUGAAAAAGAAACUCAAGGAGUUAACUACUAACUUCAUAGCUCGAAUACGGCAGUACUAUAAUACUGGUUCAAAAUCUCGACUUCGAGCUUACAAGAGCUCAAUCGAGAGCUCUCAAGAAGAUCUAAACCUUAAUGAUCCUAAAACAGUGAAUGAUGAAACAAUAAUGUUGAAUAAGGAAUAUGCCACUAAAGAGAGCAUGGAUUUAAAAUAAAAGAGAUGUCACAGACUUCAAGGUGACUAAGAAAAUCUCAGCUGCAAACUUUGAUACCCUCGGAAUACCUGAUACAAGUAGUGAAGAGAGUGGCAAAAAUGCACAUUUUAAGAGACCAUCGAGCAAAAUUAACAUCUACGAUAGCCAGGAGGGGGAUAUUAUUGACCCAAUUUACACUCAGGAUUUUCCCCAGUUUCCUCAGCGAAAAGCGCAGCUACAGAGGCAAGGAUUCAAGACUGCAGAGAGCUUCUACAAUCCAACACUAAAGAACUACAUAAAGAGUUCUGAUCUAUCAAAGAGAGCCUUCUUCACAGGAGAGGAACUUAAGAAAAAUGAUGUGUAUAACAGAUUGUUCAAGGACUCCAAAAUAAAAUAAGAUCAAGGGCGACUUGUUAGGCAAUGCUAUUGAAUCUGAAUUCAUUGAAUUCCUUAAAUAUAAGAGUCUCAAUAAGCUCUCACAUACUCACUCCCAAGAGAGCAGGAGAGAUCGAGAGGAAUCACUCGAAAGGAUGAAGCUCAAAAGUAAAUAAAGAGUCUAAACUAAGCAUCAUUGGCAUUCAGUCUAGAGUUUCUAAACCCCAGAAUUGACUUUGCCAGAAACUGAUUAGGAAAUACAACAUUGGUAAGAUGAAUCUACAAUCGGAAUUUGAGAUUAUGGAAGAAAUUGAAGGAAUCAUUAACAAUACCAAGCUCAAAUCAACUCUUAACAAAAAUGAGCAGAUUAAGCCCGAAGAUUAUCUACAAGAUACAGCUGAAGAUCUACCGAUGAAUGAGAUGAAAUCCCUCUAUCUAACAGAACCUUUGAUUCCAAAGACUAGAGAAAUUACUCGGAACAACAAUCUAAAUUACGGUGGUUUGGCAGAAAAUGCUAAGGAUAUUGGAAGAAAAACUACUCAAUUAAGACCUAAAACUAAAUAGCUCGGAAACUUGCAGCGCUCGGUCUAAAUCCCACCACUCUCAUGGCUAUGUGCAUGUUGCCAUAAGAAAGCGUGACCCUCAAAAUUCAUAUGAGGAACCUAGAAAUACGACUGUUCAUAUAAACUCUGAGUACCUCAAACAAGCCAACCAGAGGUUUCUCAGAAGGGCUAACAGAAAUAGGAAGGUUUACAAAUAACGCACUUAAGUAUGGAACAGCUACAAAUAUUUACAAAGGACAUAAGCAAAUUUAAGAAUUCUCAACACCAAUCAUUAACUAUGAGCUCGUCCAAAAGAAAGCACCAAGGCGAAGCAGAAAGUUUGUUUAUGAUUAGUUCCCUAGCGAGUGAGAAAAUGAGACCGAUCACUAAUGCAAUGAAGAUCAGAGAGUUCAAAGGACAAAAAGAUCUGAGAAAGAUAAAUAUUGAUGCACGAAAGGUACCCACCAAGAGUCAAGAGAGAAUCAGCCAACAAAUUAUUGAUUAUCAGAAGAGAACUGAUAAUUUGGACCUCCCUGGCGUCCAACUUCCAUAUUCUGAGAAUUUAGUUUCAAAUCAAGUGAAGGAAGAGAAGCCUCCAAAAUCUGAAUCAAGGAUCUUGGUGAGUAAAGAGUCAGAAAUUGUAUCCGAAAAGGAACCAAGCGAGAACAAUCUUGAUAGAAAAUAUUCUGAACCUCUAAGCAAUAUGUAA
Moneuplotes crassus is the source of this 2197-nucleotide messenger RNA. Lineage: Eukaryota; Ciliophora; Spirotrichea; Euplotida; Euplotidae. The record is from the annotation of a GenBank genome assembly.